AGACAAGAUAAGGAAAUGACUCAGUGAAAUUGAUUGUACAAUACUGUAUUUAAGCCGCUUUAUCCACUCUUGGGGGUGUUUCAUUUGAGGGGGGGUUGGUUGGCUCUGGACAGCUGUGGGGGUUGACUCCAAAUUAAACACUCGUACAGCACACCGGAGAAGAGGAACAGAAAGCCGGGCUUGAGCACAGGAAGACGCCCGAACCAUGGUGAUGUGAACAGCCGUUACCUCGUCUCUUUUCGCCACAGCGUGAGUGGAAGAGGGGCUCAUAAGUGUGUGCGACCAUGGGGAAAGACUACUACAAAACACUGGGCAUCCCCAAGGGCUCCAACGAAGAGGAGAUCAAGAAGGCCUAUCGUCGUAUGGCCUUGCGCUUCCACCCUGACAAGAACACGGAGGCCAACGCCGAGGAAAAGUUCAAGGAGAUCGCCGAGGCGUACGAGGUGCUCGGCGACCCAAAGAAGAGGCUCGUCUAUGACCAGCUAGGGGAGGAAGGUUUCAAGACAGGAGGCGUCAGCUCAUCAGGCGCUCCCGGUACCUCAACUCACCACUACACCUUCCACGGAGACCCCCACGCCACCUUUGCCUCCUUCUUCGGCGGCUCUAACCCCUUCGAUAUGUUUUUCGGUGCCAACCGAAGCCACGGCCGCACCAACGGCUUCUCCUUCCAUAACGAGCACAGUAACGACGGUGAGCAAGAGACCGACUUGGAUGAGGACGACCACUUCGCUCACUUCGGGAGGCAGUUCAGCUUCGCGGGCGGGGUGAAAAACGGCUUCCCGGGAGAAGGCCGAAGGAGGAGGGGCGGACCCUCGGAUUGCCCGGGAGGCGCCCGAAAGCAGCAGGACCCCCCGGUGGUUCAUGAGCUGAAGGUCUCCCUAGAGGAGAUCUUCCACGGCUGCACCAAGCGCAUGAAGAUCACACGCCGUAGGUUGAACCCGGACGGGAGAAGCUUGAGGACUGAGGACAAGAUUCUAAACAUUGUGAUUAAGAAGGGCUGGAAGGAGGGCACCAAGAUCACCUUCCCCAAGGAGGGCGACCAGACACCUGAGAACAUUCCUGCCGAUAUUGCCUUUGUGCUUAAAGACAAGGGCCAUGCCCACUUUAAGAGAGACGGUUCAAACAUCAUUUACAACUGCAAGAUCAGUCUCAAAGAGGCGUUGUGCGGCUGCACAGUCAGCAUCCCCACGCUGGAAAAGCGACUCAUCUCGCUGCCGUGUCACGACAUCAUCAAACCCGGCACGGUGAAGCGACUUCGAGGGGAAGGCCUGCCGUUCCCUAAGAACCCCUUGCAACGCGGCGACCUCAUCGUGGAGUUCUCGGUGCGUUUUCCCGACAGGAUCCCGCCUCAGUCCAAAGAGAUUAUCAGACUCCACCUUCCUCCGUCGUGAGAAGAAUGACAAAAACAGAAUCUGCAUCUUUUUUUUCAGCAGAUUAUGACCAUUACGUCAAAGCAAAAUUUUUACAGAUUCACAGAUGGGGAAACUAUAGAACACUCAAUUGACACUAUCAUAGUUUCACCUGCACAAUCAAAUGAGGUUCAACACAGGAGUUGUACUGAAACAUGUUUAUUAUUGUUGUUGUAGUAGUUUUGAUUGACAUUUAUCAUACCUAGAGGUCUUUAUUACAUUUUGCUUACUAAGCAGGAAGAAAACAAGGCAUUUAGGUUCUUCUUGAAGUAUUUAAAAUGGACGCUGUGCCUCAAAGAAUAGGUGGGUGCAUCAUGUCAUACUGAAAUUAACAUUAUAAUGGUUAUUUAUCAGAGCACAAUAAGGUAAUAAUACAUAUUUGAAAGAUUUCUGAUGAGUAAAUGAUAGUACGCAGGUAGUCCCCGGGUUCCGAACGAGUUCCGUUCCUACGCUGGCGACGUAACCCGAAUUUCCGCUUCAGUCGGAAUUAACCCUUCAAUGAAAUAAAUGCUGGGUAACUUUUCAGUUUUGGUCGGUUUUAGUGACGCUGAUGAACAAAAGCGGUAGUGUUUUGCCUUAAAGAGCAUACGACAGGAGGAAAAAAGUCUUAAAUAGCAUUAUUAUGUGAAUUAGAAUCAUAUUUUGAGACGAUUCGACUAUAUACAACAAUUUAGCAAAGCGCAGAUGACGAGAAAUUUGUCUUUAAAUCUGCCGGUUAGCCACGCCUACCAUUAUAGGGCUCUAGCGUCCCCAACAGGUGGAUGACGUCAGCGGGAGACUGGGCUCAUCGGUUUUACUAUUCAGCCCAUUGAGGGGGGAUUAUUCAAAACGAGGAAAACGCGUCGAUGAGAGCCGCAAAAUGUUAUUGUUUCAGUCUCUCUACUCCAAUAUUUUACAGGAUAUUCUUUUUAUCCGAGUAUUUUUCCACAAUAGCUAAAUAAAUGGCUUGAGAAGGACCAGUCAGCCCGUCGAGGGGGAAGUAUUCACAACGAGGAAAACGCGACAAAGAGAGCGGCAAAAUGUCAUUGUUUCUGUCUCUUUCCUUCAAUAGUUUUACAGGAUAUUCUUUUUAUCCAAGUAUUUUCCCCAAUUGCUAAAUAAAUGGCAAGGUCAUGACAAAUAACAGUCUUGUGCUAAACGUAAUAUGAAAUCAUAAAAAUGCACUUAUUCAGGACGACAUGGCAAAAUUACUCCAUGAUGGUCAAAACUGUCGACUUCACCUUUACUGUCGCACUUUCCGAACGAUAUUUUAUGACACCUAAAUCGGACAUAUGUCAUUUCCCUUCCCCGGCUUCGGAGAAUGUAAACAAACCAAGAGGCGUGACAGCUAGCCGACAUGCUAACCCGAAACGAGUGAUGUUUCAAAGUCUUCGAAGCAUAAAAUCACACAUAACUAGCCCGGAUUAUUUGACAUGACGACUGGGUUGUUUGAGUUGUUGGUCGAUUGUCUUCGCGGACCGGCAAACCACCCGGUGGAGAGCAAUUUAUAGCUCGUUCCCCGGAGGAGGGCGGCUGCAGUUGUUGUGCAGCUAACGUUCAGCUAAUGUGCAUGAGGAGAGCUUUUUACCUGCCCAUCAAUGAUCAAAUGUAAGUAGUCCUUUAUUUAAAGAAAGUUUGUAGUGUUUACUUUGUAAUCGCUGUAUUAAUAUUUGACAUAAUACAAAACAAGAUGUUUACUCACUUCCUCGUAAGUCCCACAGUAGUAGGGCUUGUUUUGGCCAAUAUCCACGGUGAAUGGGAACCUUUUGAAACUCUAAAAUGGCGCAUACGCCUCUCCCUCAUAAAGCAAGAUUUUUCUGCAGCCGUUUGGCUGGCGUGAUGCGAAAAAUAAACGUAUUAAUCCGCAAAAUCAGCUGAAUCCUUAGUCCUCAUACACAACAGUACGGCCGUAGUGAAGAAGACACCUUCAACCGUACACGUCACAGCGCCCUCCUCCACAAUGCAGAAACUUUCAGGCAGGGAGGCAAGGUCACCCGAAUUUCCACGUCAGUCGGAAUUAACCCUUCAAAGCAACGCUGGGUAACUUUUCAGUUUUGGUCGGUUUUAGUGAUGCUGGUGAACAAAAACGGUAGUGUUUUGCCUUACGGAAAACUGCGUUUUCCAUGAGGACCAGCACACACCCGCACAGUGUCGUAAAAUCAUGAUCACCCGGUCGCCUGCAGUUGGAUUUAAUGACAAUUCUGUUUCCAACAGCUGUGUGAAGGAUAAUAGUAAUAAGGUAAUGAAUCGAGUUGUGGCUAAAAUAUAGCGUUUGACGGUUAGCAACCGUGUGGCAAACAAAACCCACCCCACCCAGCGGGAUUACGGCAACCCGGCCAGAAGGCCAAACCCCGCACGUUCACCUUAGUCUUAACCCUUUAUACUGACUCCAUUUUGAAAGGUUGAAAGAAGGCUCACCGAAAACAAGUUGACGAUUUAUUCAAAUCGACAGCAAUCAAAACAGCAAGGCGAAACAGAAACACUCAGGCGGGGAGGCAAGGUCACCCUAUCACACGUCAACAAAAGGUUCUUGAGAAAAAUUACAACACUUAGUUAAACAUUCAGUCUCUUGAAGGCUCUCGUGGGGCGGGCCGUGCACAGAAUGAAGGGUGUGUUUGGGAUUAUUGUCUGUUUGUGGAUUGGACAGGAGGAUUCGGGAGGUACUGUUCGGGGAUGGCGUGGCUCAGUGCUGGAGUAGUUGUCCCCCAACCCAGAGGUUGUGGGUUCGAUUCUCCACCCUGAUGAACUCGCCUAAGUAUCCUUGAGCAAGAUACUGAACCCCGCAUUGCUCCUGGUGCUGUGUCACCAGCAGGUAGAUGGCAAUGUAGUGUAAAGCGCUUUGAGUACCUUGAGAGGUAGAAAAGCGCUAUACAAGUAUAACACCAUUUUACUGUUGUCCGGGCAACGAGGGUUGUUGAUUUUGCCACCUCAGCAUCAAAGGGACUCUUGGAGUUUUGUCAGUCGUAUUAUCAGUUCGAUAUCGGCCGUUCAACGGUGUUCCUUGUAUUGGGACAGAGCAUCCCGUCAUUUGUUCUGGACUGUCCGGGAGAACUGAUUGCGAGUCAGUUGCAUGACGCACACGUUGGGCUUCCUUGAUAAGAAGGCUUCAUGUAUCUUUAUGCCUUAUAUUCUGCUUGUUUACCUUAAACUAUGGUAUAAGUGCUAUUUAUUUUAUAUUGGGUUUGUUAAGAAUAAUACAAAUAAACAGUAAAUACGAGAAACAAUACUAUUCCCUGAUUGAUUAUAUUAAGUGUGUUAGAAUAAUGCAACAGUUAGACGGUGCCUACGAGAAAAGGUACUAUCUCCUUCAUUUCUCUGCCAUCUUUGCAGCGUUCACUUCAACUUCCGUCUUUAUAAUGAAUGGAGAUAGGGUGAAGUGAUGUAUGCCGUAAAGCAGUCGCCACAUUUGUAGUUUUUUUGUGUGGCAGGAUUCCUGCCACCCUCCUCAAGGUUGAUUAGUGCCGGUGAAAGCGAUAAGGAUCCCUCAAGAUAUAAAAGAGGUGUCAUUCAACUAGGUGCCAGUUGACGUAUCAUCACAAAUGUUAUGAAAAUAUUUUAUAAAGAUUGUAAAGUUACCUAGUGUUGCUUUAAGUACCCCUAUAUCUCAAAAUAACUAUCCAAAAACAUGUAUUAUACGUCAUUGUACUGUCCUCGCCAAGAUGCUAGAGCAAAGUCCUAGCUGGACAGCGAGCUAAGCUACGAAAUGACGAUGUCAGACGUCGGUGUGGUUUGCUGACUUUAUUCAGCUGCUCAUGACGUCAGCACUUGCCGAAUGAAACUAAAAUAAAAAAUGAAAUCAAAUCUAUUUCAUCUUCAAUAACAGCAAUUUAAAUUUGCAUUCAUAACUAGCUGCUGAUACAGCAAUAACAAUCCAUACAAACGAUUAGCAUGUAGAAGUUAGUGUCCUCACAUUAUCAAAAAUAAACACAUAAACUCACCCCAAGUACGCGACCAAAAGUGAAAAUGCACGGUGAACAGUACAAAAGAUGUUAUAAACAGGUGUUGCCGCUGUGGAUACUUCACAAGCAACAAAUGUGAGCGCAGGCUUGCAGCUGUAAAUUCCCCUUCUCUCUCUCACACACUUGGCUGCACGACUUCUUCGUAGAAACAAAUGAUGACACGCUCUCUUUCGUGUGCGCAAAUUCGUUCAUGUGUAGAUGCGCUCUUCUCGCGUGUGAAAAUACUACCUGCUUUAUGCUUCCUGCGCCAAAAUAAAAGCAUGCGAAACAAAACAAAAGUCUACAUUAUUAAAAAAAAAAAAAAAUUAGAUAAACAAUUGGAGACAAAACGGCCGAUGAGAUUACGGCGUCCUAAAGUCGAAAUCACGUAAGUCAGGUACGUUGUAACCCGGGGAGUACCUGUAUUGUGAAAAGUUAUUUUUAAUGCCUCAAAGUGACUGGCAUAUUUUGAGUUAAUUUUCUACUGUAUAUGAAAACUUGUAGAAUUUAUUGCUCCAUAUUUUAUUGGGGCAACUCACAGGUCAUGUUCUAUAUAUUUUUUUUGUUUUUAACUCAUCAUACCAUCAAGUGAUAGAAUCAUAGUGUUCAUGCAUAGAUUUCACUAUCAGUUGACGGGAAACGGGGCGCAGGGCCGUUCCGUAGGGGGCCUAUUUUCAAAAACUUAAAAUUCAAAUAUUUUCAAAACAAAAGCUCCUCGUGACCUAAAACCAAAACAGGCACCUCCCUUAGGCAUGUAUGAGUCUCUAUGAACAGCGACAUAAAAAAAUUCAAAGUCGUUCCCUAAUAAAAUCCCUAUUAGUUGUUUUUUAUACAAGUAUAAAAAAAACUUAAAAUGGCUAUAAAAUUCUCAGAUUUUGGGCUAGAUGCAGAAAAAUCACCAAAUGCAGAGAUAAUCACUUAUAUUUUCAGGAUAAAUAGCCAAAUUUAACAUAUCAUAUAACUAAAGAUGUCCCGAUCAGUCUGGAUCGGGUCCGAUCACGUCAUUUUCAAAGUAUCGGAAUCGGCAAAAAAAUAUCGGACAUGCCUUUUUUUAAUAUACGUAUAUAUUUUUUUAAUUAAAUCAUUUUCUAAUUGUAUUUAACGUUACAGACAAAAUGUCUUACACUCAUCCAGAGUCUUUAGUUUUGGCUUAAAGUAGGGAUAUGAAAUUUAUCACAUUCAUGGCGGUAAUUAAUUUUUAAAAAAAUUAAUCACGUUAAAAUAUUUAACGCAAUUAACGCAUGCACUG
Molecule: messenger RNA, 6575 nt
Organism: Corythoichthys intestinalis (scribbled pipefish)
Lineage: Eukaryota; Metazoa; Chordata; Actinopteri; Syngnathiformes; Syngnathidae
Gene: dnajb5
Product: DnaJ heat shock protein family (Hsp40) member B5
Exons: 5
Coding region: 285-1391 (368 amino acids)
Cellular component (GO): cytosol
Molecular function (GO): protein-folding chaperone binding
Source: RefSeq, a predicted model, not a curated record